This is a messenger RNA of Solanum lycopersicum (tomato), 1173 nucleotides long. Lineage: Eukaryota; Viridiplantae; Streptophyta; Magnoliopsida; Solanales; Solanaceae. The record is from RefSeq and is a predicted model, not a curated record.
AUAGGUAUUGGAAUAAUAUCAAUACCCUAUGCACUUUCACAAGGAGGAUGGUUAUGUUUGAUGCUAUUUUUUUUGGUAGCAAUUAUAUGUUGUUACACAGGAUUACUUUUGCAAAAAUGCAUGAGUGUUUCACCAUCAAUUAAGACAUAUCCUGAUAUUGGUGAAUUUGCUUUUGGUAACAAAGGAAGAAUCUUGAUUUCAAUUUUUUUAUAUCUUGAACUAUACUUAGUUGCAAUUGAAUUCCUCAUAUUAGAAGGUGACAACUUGCAAAAAUUAUUCCCAAAUGCAAAAAUUCAUGUUGGUUGGGUUAAAAUUGUUGGAAGGGAAGUUUUUGUUUUAUUAGUUGCUGUUGUAAUAUUGCCAACAACAUGGUUGAAAAGUUUAAGUUUAUUGGCUUAUGUUUCUAUAGGUGGAGUUUUGGCUUCAAUUGUUUUGGUUUUUUCAAUAUUUUGGGUUGGUGCAAUUGAUGGUGUUGGAUUUAAAGAAAAAGGUGCGAUUUGGAGAUGGGAUGGAUUGAUAAAUAUUGAUAUUAGUAGAGAAAUAUUUGGAAGUUCAAUGCAAUUAUUUAAACAUAUUUUACUUGAUCAUCGUGUAGAUAACUUUAAUUUUUUUUUCUUUUAUGUCAAACAGGUUUUAUUUGUGUGCUUUUUAUUAAGCACCAUUACCUAUGGAUCAAUGGCAACUAUGGGGUACUUAAUGUAUGGACAAAAUUUAAUGUCACAAAUAACAUUAAAUCUCCCUACGGGGAAAAUUAGUUCGAAAAUCGCAAUACAUACGACAAUCUUUAAUCCAAUAACAAAGUAUGCUCUUGUCGUCUCUCCAAUUGCAACGGCUAUUGAAGAUAAAUUACCUUUACGAAAGAGUAAACAUAUCGUGAGCUACUUCAUCAGGACAUUUUUAGUCAUCAGCACGGUUAUUGUAGCAUUAACCGUUCCAUUUUUUGAAUAUGUCAUGACAUUUACGGGCGCACUUUUGGGCGUUACCGUGUCGAUAUUGUUACCAUGCCUAUGCUACCUCAAGAUCAGGAAGCCUUCAUAUUUGGAAGUUGUGUUUAUUGGGAUGAUUUUGGUUUUUGGUUCUUUAGUUGCUAUAUCUGGAACUUACACUUCUUUGAAAAACAUUAUUAGUCAUGUGUAGGGUGACGAAAUAACAUUUGAACAUAAUUUGGAUGGA